UUGGAAAGAAAAGACAUGUUUCUCUAAAAAGCGGGGUUAAUCCCCUUAUGUUUGAUGUCCAUACUAACAUCAAGGAGUGAACAAACUGUGCCCAGAGGAGGAAAUAUCACAACACCAAUGCGCAUAUUAGAUACCUUCUGAACGGAUUUCGCUACAAUAUUUUUGAAACUAACCAAAGCUUUUCUCCGGAAUUCUACCCAUAAGCUACUAUAUCCAUAAACAUUUAUCACGCGGAGCGUUUGAAGAAAUGCCGAGUCGGUUCCUGCUAACCCAUUUUCGUGCUUACGCUGAACAAAACCAAGCCAGCUGGCAUGGCUAGGCGCACAUCGUUAGUUAAAAACGAAAUUUCCGCGCGCAAAAUUCAAUACUUCGUAUGCUCUUCUCACAUUUGCCCACAGCUUGAAGAACUCAGCCAGCACGGCGUAUAUUCACUGGUCGCAUGUUGCUCCUCGAACUCUCGUCCGUACGCAGUCGCCUCAAUGUGGCAUAGCUUGAAAGCAAAGUUCUCACACCACUGCAACCGGAAAUGCCAUGGCCCGUCACAAACGAACCAUAUUGCAAUGCAAUCGUGUGGACAACUACAACACCGCCAACGAUCGACCAGCAUAUGCGUCUACAGCAGUCGAACUGCAUAGAUGCGUACAAUCAAAUUGCAACGAUUGCAUCGAUAGUAGUGCGUGUCAGAUAACGUUGGCUACGAAGGUGCGUCGAAAAUCUCGGCAUUCGCCGCCUAGGCGCCAGUUUUCAAUCAGCUUUCAUCUGCCUCUACCCGCAUUUCAAGCGCCGCUACAGAGCCUACUCACGAUCCCGCUUGCGCAAUUACUUUGGCUGCUUUGCUGUCUUAGUCUAGCCCAUCCCACGGUAGCCGAUUGUCCUAGCAUGUGCGAGUGUAAGUGGAAGAGCGGCAAAGAGUCAGUUUUGUGCCUUAAUGCGAAUCUCACACAUAUCCCGGUGCCCUUGGAUGCUGGCACACAAGUGCUCGACUUAACCGGCAACGAUAUUGCCAGCAUACCACACGACACAUUUGCUGCGGUGAAUUUGCUCAAUCUGCAGAAAGUUUACUUGGCCAAAUGUAGAUUGCGCAUUAUCGAGCGAUUUGCCUUUCGCAAGCUCAUCAAUUUGGUCGAACUGGAUCUGAGCUACAAUCUGCUCAGCAGUAUUCCCGCACAAGCGUUCGAAUUCAUAUCCGAACUGCGUGAAAUCAAGCUCAACGGUAAUCCAAUUUUGCGGGUGCAAGAUGAUGCCUUCGGUUUUGUGCCGCAGCUGGUGCGUUUGGAGUUGUCCGACUGCAAAUUGGCGACGGUAGAGGUGCGUGCCUUCGCUGGACUCGAGUCCACAUUGGAAUGGCUCAAGUUGGAUGGCAACAAAUUGAGUGAGGUGCGCUCAGGCACAAUAACAUCGCUUACAAAUUUACAUGGCAUCGAGCUGGCACGAAAUCAAUGGAAUUGUUCCUGCGCGCUACGACCGCUGCGAGCGUGGAUGCUGCGUGAAAAUAUACCAUAUGGCAUACCACCUUUGUGCCGUGCGCCAACGCGUCUUGCGGGUAAAACGUGGGAUAAAAUUGAUCUAGACGAUUUUGCGUGUGUGCCACAGAUAAUUGCCACCGACACAACGGCGCACGGCGUGGAAGGUCGCAAUAUUACCAUGAGCUGCUUCGUCGAAGGUGUGCCGGAGCCAUCGGUUCGCUGGAUGGUGAAGAAUCGGGUGAUUGCAAAUCUUACAUCAACGGGUGACCCAACUGCAAGUCCGCGCACUGCGGCAGCCACACAAGGCCGCAAAACCUAUGUGGUAAAUAUGUUACGGAAUGCCUCAAAUCUGACCAUACUCACGGCCGAUAUGCAGGAUGCGGGCAUUUAUACUUGCGCAGCAGAGAACAAAGCUGGCAAAGUAGAAGCAUCGGUGACGUUGGCCGUUUCGCGGCGUCCACCUGAAGCGCCGUUGGGCGCAAAAAUUGUACUGCUUUGCAUUUUCAUUGCGCUGCUUUUUGUGGUGGUCUCAUCAUUUGCCGCAAUUUGCUUCUGCUCGCUGCGACGUAAGCGCAAAAUGCGACUGUGGAACUCAGUGCCGCCGGCGCGCACAGAGAGUUAUGAAAAAAUUGAGAUGACAUCUCGUGUCUGCGGUAGCAAUGCAAAUGGGCCGAAUGGUGGAAGUGGUGGCAGCGCAAUGGGUAAUCGGAAACCUGACUUGGGUGGCGGUUCAACAGGAGGUGGCGCGGAUGGUGCUGGCGGCUUCUGCAAUAUUAAUGGCGUUGGUGGUGGUAGUUUGUUUCCUAACGACGAAAACGAUUACCUGCAUACGGCCACUACCCCGCUCAAUUGUGGCUCAGAUGAUGGUGGUGAUACUGGUGUGGCGAUUGUGAACCCGAGUGGUGGCAGUGCCAAACGAAAUGGUGAUUACCGUAAUAUACCAACACACUGCGACGAUGACGAGGACUGCUUGGAUGCCAAUUAUCAGGCCACGAAAACGAAUUAUGCGGGCGGCAAACACGCAAAUCAAGCAUCAGCAGAGGCGCUUUGGAGAGCCGUAAAUGGUAGUGGUGGUGGGACAGCGGCGGUAGCGUCGGGGAUGCGGGCAAGCCCACAAGACACCAGACGUAAAGCGAGUGCGGGGAGCGCUGGUGCGGAAGGUGAUGGUAGCUUGGGGCCACAGCAGUCGGACUUGCAUAUACCAAGACUCAUCGAAAUUGGCGGAUCUGAGUCCACCUCGAGUUCGAUUUCAAGUCAAGUGGACGCAGCUGCACGCUUGGGUGGCUACAAACAUAUUCCCACUUGGACUACCACACCCAUCGCCACAACGAAAAUAACCUCACCCCACAGUAAGCACCAAGGAACUGUUGGUGCCAACAACAAUGCCUACUAUGGCAACGACGAUGUCAGCACUUCGGUAUUUUGUAGUGGUGACGGUGUCGAAAAUGAUCUUUUCGACAGCAACUACCCCGAUCUGCUGGAUAUUGCCAAAUAUGCAGUGGCGCAAGCGACCAACUGCAACAACAACAGCGUGCACUACAACGUAGCUGCAGGAGCGGGCAGUUCAACAAAUGGUGCACUUUGUACGCUACCGCGGAAAUUAAAAAAUACCGGCAAAUACUUUAGAAGCUCCUCGGAUAGUCAGUCACCGCUGCUGGCGGAUAAUUCAAGCAAAUAUGGUAGCAGCACAUUGGGUGAUGCCAGUUUCCUAAAUGAGCUAACUUUGGGCAGACGAUUUUCCGCUGAGUCGACCUACUCGAAUUAUGUUGGCACAGCUACAUACACCAGUGGGCAGCGAUCGAAUAGUUUUCUGAACUUGGUGCAAAGCACAAAUAAAGGAAAUUUGACGUUGAGUGGCAGUGGCGCUAUCGGAGCGACGGCAAUGGGAAGUAGUGGCGUGCGACGCAAUCCCAGUUUGCCCUCAUCGCCGAUACACGAUUCACAUCAACAUCAGCGUUCCUUUAGCUCAGCCGCAACGCCAUUGCUGGAUUUCUCCACGCUCACCUCACGUACGAGUGUCUCCACCACGCCUGCGCCCAGUGUUGCAGCCGUGUCGUCUUCGAUGCAUCCCACAACGAACACAUCGACGGUGGCAGCCUAUGACUACCAUGCGGCGCAACUAGAACGCUUUCUCGAGGAGUAUCGUAACUUGCAGGAUCAGUUGUGUAAAAUGAAAGAGACCUGCGACACGAUACGCAAGAAAGAAGCGCCGAUGCGUGUCUCUGUGGGACAUUCAGCACAACUGGCCGAUCCUGUGAUGUUCAAUGCGGCACUUGCGGCAAACAAUUCACCUGCUACGAACCCCAAAACGACAACGUUGAAGAGCAAAACGUUGCUGCCGGGCCAACCACCCGAUCCGCCACCUUAUUGGCUGCAUCGCAAUGCAAUGCUUAAACGGCUGAAUGAGUCACAAUCGGAUAUAUUCAAGAGCUAAUGAGACUGAGGUGAGGUGAAACGAUGUGAAACGAAGCAGCCAGGUUGGUGAGCAACAAGGCUUGAGGAGAGCCAUGGAGGGACUAUUUUGCAAGUAACCAAACUGAGAGUACUAUUGUUCUAGGGUAAAAAAAAAAGUUGAAAAAAUUGUACUGUCAAACGAGAAGUACUCGCAAAAUAUAUGCAUUAGGGUGAAGCACUUUUCAUACGAAGAAACAAAAACAAAAAAAUUUUCUCACGGUCUUUCCAUCGGAAUUGUAAAAUGUAUUAUAUUUUAAGACGUCUGCAAAAAAAAUUCGGAAAAUAUUAUAUUUGGUUUUAAGUGAGCUGGACCUAUUUAAAAAUACCUACAAAAAUGGAGUUUUUCUGUAAAUAAAACUGUAGAAAAAUAUUAUAUUAUUAAAAUAUUCCCAUAAAAAUAACCUCUGAUAAAUUUUUCUGGUAAUUAGAAAGGUGAGAGAAUAUCUUUCAAUAAUACCUUAGAAGCCUUAUCCUCCUAAAAAGUCAAAAAUUUUAAUAUCGUUCCAGGGCCGCUCUAACAUUUCAAUACCAUUUUUGCAGAACGAUUUAUAUUCUGCCUCAAAAUAGGCCUCAGUUCAGCGAUAACCUCUUUUUUCGAGCGAAAUUUCUUACCAGCGAGCAUUUUUUUUAGGUCUGCGAAUAGCCAGUAGUCGGUGGGAACCAAAUCUGGUGCAUGCGGUGGAUGUGGGAGCUAUGCGUAGUUCAAUUCAUUUUAAUUGAUUAGACAUAAUUUUUUUCUUAGGCCAUAUGCGGACGUUUCUUUGCAAUUUCGGCCGUCAAACGCUCCAAAAACGCUGUUGAUGGUGUUGAAUUGUCGGUGAAUAUUACCCCAUGCACAUCCCAAAAUACCGAGACCAUCAUAACCUUUUCUGCCGAUUGAUGUGAUUUUGCGCGCGAUGGACGAGGUUCGCCAGUGGCCGUCCUCUCAGAUGACGAUCGGUUUGAUUCCGGAGUGAAGUGAUGGGUCCAUAUUUCAUCCAACCUCUUUUUGGUUUUGGUCAAUAGUGAGAAAAUGCGGCACCCACUUUGAACAGAGCUUUCUCAUAGUCAAAUGUUCAUGCAACAUAAAGCCAACACAUCCUUUUGGUUUCUUUACGAUGCCUGCUAACUCACGAAAUUUCACUGUUCGAUCAUUUAAUACGAUUUUGCAUAUUUUUUGAUGUUUUCCGCUGUUAUCGACUCAUUUGGACGUCCACUGGGUUGUGCAUCAUCGGUGCCUCUACGACCACGUUUGAAGUCAGAAGACCAUUUUGUCAUUGUUUUUUAUGUUGAAGCAAAGUCCCAUAACACUUUUCAAGCUAUUUCUUCUCUUGAACGGUAUUUGUUCCCAUCAGGAAUCAGUGUAAAAUUAAAACACGAAAUUCGUUUUGAUUCAUUGUUUUGAAAAUAACAAAGUAGCGUCACUCUUAGCACAAUAACUCACGAACUAA
Anastrepha obliqua is the source of this 5350-nucleotide messenger RNA. RefSeq lists its product as uncharacterized. Bases 532 to 3900 code for a protein of 1122 amino acids. The record is from RefSeq and is a predicted model, not a curated record. The transcript is spliced from 4 exons. NCBI's taxonomy places the organism in Eukaryota, Metazoa, Arthropoda, Insecta, Diptera, Tephritidae. Gene Ontology annotation, molecular function: protein binding.